Ceraceosorus guamensis is the source of this 1255-nucleotide messenger RNA. RefSeq lists its product as hypothetical. The coding region runs from base 100 to 1203 and encodes 367 amino acids. Lineage: Eukaryota; Fungi; Basidiomycota; Exobasidiomycetes; Ceraceosorales; Ceraceosoraceae. The transcript is spliced from 4 exons. The record is from RefSeq and is a predicted model, not a curated record.
CGCCCCAGCACACUCCCCUUUCUGCUGCCUCAUAUUUGAGUCGAAAGCGACAUCGGCUGCAAGAUUCCAAGGCUUCUGCACCGGUAAAUUAGACUGACAAUGAGCGCAAAAUCGACACGCAGCGGCUCAAAGAGGACAGUGAGCGAUGCGAGAAAGAGGAAACGCAAGACUAGGAGCCGAAAGAGAUCUGGCGCUGCAUCGAGGACCAAUGACACGGCAGCAGAGGCUGCCGAGAGCAGCGAUAGCAGCGAUGAAGAGGAACAGAAUAAGCCGAAGAGCGGUCUUGGUGCUCUGACAGAGGCGUCAAGAGAAGUCAGAGGCGUCAAAAGUAGCGAGGUGGCUCGGAGGCAGAACGCGGACGACGAUUCAUCCUCCUCCUCCUCCUCCUCCUCCUCCUCCUCCUCCUCCUCCUCGUCGGACAGCGACUCUGACAGCGAUCACAUCACGAGUAAGCCCAAACGGCGGAGAACGCGCAAGAGAAAGGUUGGGAAGAACGUGCUUGGGCCAUCCGCCGGUGAAGCGCCCGCUCCUGCCUCUCUUCCAGCAUCGACACUUGAAGCUCCAGCGUCUGACGAUAAGCAGCACGCCGCGAUUGCGAAUGCUUCCGCAGCUGCAGCAGCUCAUAACAUGGAGAAACCCGACUGUCCUGAUCCUAAGCAUGAUGCGAGACUGGGAGAAAGCGCAAAGGCAUCCUUGAUGUAUGCGCAUCAGUACUUCUACGACAAACCCAAUUGGAAAUUUUCCAAGGCUCGUCAGACGUGGCUUCUACGGCAUGUGCUCUCGCUGUCAUCCACCGACGCCAUCAUCAAUGCAAAUGAAGGCCCACACCCAUCUCCUGUUGCAGCACCUAAAACCACGGAGCAAGCUGAAGAGCCAGGUCAAUCCGAUCACCUGAAAUCAUCGGCUUUUCCCGACGAAUAUGUGCAUUUGGUCGGCGGCUACCUGAGCACUAUGCAAGGAGCAGGCAAGCAGAGGCUGACAGAUGUUCUUCGCCAAGCCCUUUUGGCUCCAGCAGCACGCACAGGAGGUCAAGACAAUCCCGUGUCAGAAUCUAAUCAGGCACCCGUUCCAGCCAGCACGGCCUUCGGAUCGAUGGCCGUAGCACAAGAGCGAGCUGCUGAAGGAGCGCCAGAUGCAGCUCUGGUCGAGGGCAGAAGACAAAGGGCAAGAGAAUUACUGGUAGCUAUGGGAGAGGUUGUUUAGAUGCUUUUGACUUGAGCUUCAUCAGGUCAUAGAGGCGAAUGCAAUGCGUGAC